GUCGUUGUGUUCAGUUGUGAUUGGAAGUGGAGUUAGGUGAAGUGUCCUCACAGCAAUGGAAACAUAAGGACUCAUAUUUAACAUUUUAACCUUCUGAAUGAUAUCGUAAGCCCGUAAUUUGGUACAUAUAUUUGGACACACCAGGAAGUUAGAGCACAGGCUGUGUGUCAAAAAGCAAAAGAAAGGAGAAAGCCAGCUAGCUUCUGAGCUAGCCCCUGCAGGUGGUCUGUCUGUCAGUGGGUGUAGGGUAGGUAACCUGAUGGAAAAUGGAUUUCCUCUGUGAAAUAGUUCAAGCCCUCGUCGCACUGGCAGCUGUAGUUUUCGUCGUGUUGCUCGUAAUAGCACACUUAACCGCAGGGAUGGUGGACCUGACACGCCAUGAGAAGGAGAAAUACUUUCUCACCGCCACCGGAGAGAAGCGGCUCUUCCCCAGUCUGCAUGAUCCCCAUUCCAGGGAGCUCUCUGUGGUGGUCCCGGCCUACAACGAGGAGCUCCGAUUACCAGUGAUGAUGGAUGAAGCUAUGGAAUACUUGGAAAACAGGCAGAAACAAAACCCCUCUUUUACCUAUGAGGUCAUCGUGGUGGAUGAUGGCAGCAAAGACAAAACCACAGAGGUUGCUUUGCGGUACACUACGAAGUACAGUGCUGAUAAAGUGCGCGUCCUGACGCUGGUGAAAAACAGAGGGAAAGGAGGAGCUGUGCGGAUGGGAACUCUGAGCUCCAGAGGGAAAGUCAUUCUGAUGGCAGAUGCUGAUGGAGCCACAAAGUUUUCUGACAUUGAGAAAGUGGAGGCUGGACUCAAUGACCUCAACCCCAAGCCGGAGAACAUGGCAAUUUCAUGUGGAUCCAGAGCUCACCUAGAGAAAGACUCUGUAGCUCAGCGGUCUUUGUUUCGUACGUUCCUUAUGUAUGGCUUCCACUUCCUGGUGUGGUUCUUUUGCGUGAAGGGAAUCAAGGACACUCAGUGUGGCUUCAAGCUUUUCACACGUGAGGCUGCACUCAAGACCUUCUCCUCUCUCCAUGUAGAGCGAUGGGCUUUUGAUGUGGAGCUCCUGUAUAUUGCCCAGUGUUUUAAAAUCCCCAUAGCUGAGGUGGCAGUCAACUGGACUGAAAUAGAAGGGUCCAAGCUGGUACCAUUUUGGAGCUGGCUGCAGAUGGGACGAGACCUGGUUUUCAUUCGCCUGCGCUACAUCACCGGAGCCUGGAAACUGCAGUCAUCGCAUAAGACUGAUUAGCCAAUCAGACGAGCCCUUGUAUCAUAGAGACGGCCUAUGAUACGGCCACCGAGCCUUUGGGUGGUUUGGGGGGGGGAGCGUUACAGCUGUGUCCAUCAUUCACUGUAAUCAGAAGCAAAGCACGUGUAUCAAUACUUCUCCUUUCCAGGCAUCACUGGAUGUGAAGUAAUGACACAGUUGUGGUUUCCUCAUGGAUCCUGCCUUUAUUUUUACUUGAUUACUGUUUGUUAUGGCUUAUGUUUAAAAAAAAAAAAAUUCUGUUGCCAUGGGUUACAGAACAUCUCUGUGGCUCGUCCUUGAGCUAAGUUACAUCAUGUUGUGCCCAGUCAGCCGCGAGAAGGACUUUUAGUGGUGUUAUGUGGAGGACCUGCUGAUGUGAGGGAAAAUUUUAUUUUGUAGGGUUGAUGGGCUUAAUGACAUGAAGAAGAAUAAUAAAAAAGUCAGUGAUUUAUGACUCGAUAAUUGUUAGUAACUAAAGCUGCAACAAUAGGUUGAGCUACAGAAAUGUAACUGACAACUGUUGUUAAUUCAAAAAAAUAUGAGCAUUUGAUUGAUUUUGAGUUGUCAGAAUUUGCUGAUUUUCUUUGUUUCUUGUUUUUUUUUCCCCAAUUUGCACUGCUGUCAAAUAGAAUCAAUGAAUGACUGAUGGUAUGAAAACAACAACAUGCUUUACAGUAUGUAAUCAGAUUGGUGAAUGGGAAAAACAUCCAUUAAUCCAAUCCUUUAACUGCUUUUCUCACCUUAGUUGCAGUUGGGCUGAAGCCUAUUCCAGCUGAUACCGAGUGACAGGCAGGAUUUAUCCUGAGCAGAAAGAGAAAAAAAUUGAUAGAAAUGUGCAGUAAACAAACUCAUUUUACAUGGUCAGCCACAUACAGCCCACUUUGAUCUUUGGCCGUAGCAACGAAACUGCCCUUUCUGUCAGUGUAAAGAUGUUUAACUACACAGUUAAUCCCAUCGAAUAUAAAAAGAAGUCCAAUUGCAAUGGUCCAGCUCUUUAUCAGCAGGAAAUGCUAUGAAACCUAUGAAUUCAAAUCCAAAAUCAAUGCCCUCCUUCACAUUUUAUAUUUUCCAAAUUUGAGCAGUGGACCAAAUUAAGUUCUUUGCCAGACCGAUUCUGGCCCCCAGGCCUCGUGUUUGACACCUCUGACGUAGAGAUUAAAGAACCAUCAGUGAUGACAUGGUUUCAUACAAUACAGAGAAACUUAAACUACUCUGCUGUGUUUGUAACAAUGCUUACUACAGCUACAGCGUUUGGUAAAGACAUGACAUCUCUUUGUUAAUACUGAAGCUAAAGGAGUUUCUGGUAGUAGGGCCGAGGAUCUUUAAUGGGUCUUAAAACUUGACUAAUUGUGACUGAUGUUCCCAAACAUGCAGUGAGGCACCUUUCAGGCUUCUUACAAAGAGUACCAGGGUCAGGAAAGUACCUUUGAAAUAUUAUUACUAGAUGUCUGCAGGCUCUAACUCCACUAAACGUUUAAUUUGGUAUAAAUCAUGUUUAACUGAUUGAGUUAUCUGGGGUCAGCUAGGAAAUGUUCAGCACAGUAGGCAGUGUGAUCUGGCCUUUCCUCAACAUGAAAGAAAGUAGGAAACCCUGGACUGCAGUAUUUAUCUCAAUAUUCAUCCUUUUGUUUGUCUCCCAGGCCUAGUGUGGACAUCUUGGAAGGAGUCCAGCAAGCGUUUUUGUGGUCUGAGUAAAUGAACUUUAAUAGUGCUGUUUUCUUAUGCAAGCCUGAGGUCUGGGCUUCGCACUCAUGCGGAUGUCUCUGAGGGCCUCCCGGAGCCCCAGGGAGCGCAUCCUGUUUGUGCCCCGCACGUCUGGCUGUGUCUGCCCUACCACACAAGACACAGAAGUGGGGAAUCGCAAGCUGCACAUUUCUAGUUUCCUGCCUCCAGAUUUGGCACUGCAGAAAAUUAGGGUGCCAUAUUUAAAGAUUUACAAAAGCAUUCGAUUGGCACCAAUUAGCUCCAUGAUAUGAAAUGAAAUUUAAUUUCAAGAAACCAAAUGUAAUGCUCCACAAAAUAGGCCCUGUGUUUGUAAUGGGCGAUUAAAAUCCUUCCAGGCUGUUGUGCUCGCAUCUAAAACGGUGAACAGGUUGCACAGCCCACUGCUCUCGGUCCUGCUCUGAAACCUUCCCGCGGCUUCUUUGGCGGUCCCCGAACCAAACCUUGGACUCUUAGUCCCCCACCUUUUUAGGCGCACACCGGCCGAUUGAUUUAGUGGUGUGUCCUGAUGGUUUACCUGGUGGUUAAGAUGAAAAAAAAAUAAAUGUUUUUUUUAUGAGAUAUUCAAAGUAGUUUCACUUCGCGUUGGGAGUGUUGUUACAUCCCGCAGCAGUUGCUGUAAACUCUGAA
This is a messenger RNA of Neolamprologus brichardi, 3587 nucleotides long. RefSeq names its product ALG5 dolichyl-phosphate beta-glucosyltransferase (gene alg5). Gene Ontology annotation, biological process: protein N-linked glycosylation. The record is from RefSeq and is a predicted model, not a curated record. Gene Ontology annotation, cellular component: endoplasmic reticulum membrane. NCBI's taxonomy places the organism in Eukaryota, Metazoa, Chordata, Actinopteri, Cichliformes, Cichlidae.